AGCUUCAUUCUCUUUUCCGGCACUCUCGUAGUAAGAAGCAUUCUGUCGUUCGCGUUAAUAGUUUGCUAAUUUCAGCGAAAAUUCGCUUCGAAAUCCGGCCAAACCCACACGGAAUCGAUUCGCGCGUGAGAAAUGAUUGUUUUGAAUCCCAAGCUAGGAAACAACUCGCUAGCUGGUUGAGAUGAUUAAAAAAUGAAUGAAGGUGAUUCAGCGGGAGGGCAAACAGGUCGUACCCUAGCCCUUCCUGCUGGGACUGACCAGAGAAUAUUGAGCAUCAGCAGUGCAGGCCAUUUGCCCGUUGGGCCUGUGGUAGUUUCAUCACCAAUGUCCCGUUCGUCUGCCGAUGAGAGACAGCAACAGUUUAAGCAUCUUCAGCCAAUGCAGAGCACUGGAGUACAUCAAAAUAAAUCUCAUACAGUACCAAACCCAGCCGGAAUCGUUACAUGUAAUCAGCAACAGUUUACAUCAUCAACUAGUGGUAGUAACGUUUUGAUCAGUGGCGUUAACAAUGUGAACAAUGACACAAACAGUACAGUUAUCAGAGCUUCAUUUGACAGUGGAGUGCGAACGCAGAAUUCUUUUAUCGGAACAAGUGGAAGCAACAGUGCAAGUGAUGGACUAGUCCCGAAUCAUCCCAGUGGCAUCGUUAGUGUUUUUAGUGGUAUCAUAAGCGGUAAUAACAAUAGUGCAAAUUCUGGGAAGAUAUACACACAAACUGCAAGUGGAAUAGUGACUGGAACGGGAUCGGGCGCAGGAGUGGAUAGUGGUGAAACUUUUCCUGUUUCUCCAACAGCCCGGAAACGACUAAAACUUGAUAGUCCUAUUAUUGAAGUGGAACAUGAUAUUUCCGCACUGAAGAAACUUAUUCUAGAGCACAAGUACAUGAGAUUACGGAGUAUUAAGGAAAAGUAAGUGUAAUUGAACAAUAGCCUUUUUGCUAAACUGAUCACGGGGUGUUGUGAACUUGCGGGGGUUUACGCUGUGACCGAUAAAAUUUGUAACAGGGGAGAUGGACCGUGAUGGGUUUUAGUCGUAUGCAGACAAGAUAUAGAAAAACUAACAACCAAGCGGUAUAAAAUCGGGCAGGCAGACCAAAUGGUUAUAAAUGGCUUAAUUUACAACAUCCAAUGAAAAAAUGGGGGAAAUGUUGUAGGAAAUUUAAACUGGAAAAAAGUUAUUCCUACUAAUCUUACUACAAGUGAUAUUGCACAGGAGAAAGCAAUAAACAAAUGUGGCGACGCCACAUCGCUUCAUUCGUGUGCUUCAACUAGUCUUGUCCUUAUACUUGAGUAUACCAGGCAAGCCAGUGGAUCACAGGUUUGUUUGCACUCUCGACGGAGAGAUCAAGACCACUUCGGCGGAUUCUUAGCGGCUUUGCGUCACUUUGGAUCCUUGGACUCGGCUCACACUACCUUCGUCCUAAAUGUCACUCAUGUGCAUACCACUUUUAGUAAAGUUAGUAGGAGUAACUUUAUUUUCAGCUUAAAUUACUUUAAAUGUUUCCCCAAUUUUUCUUCAAUGUUUGUAAAAUAUGCUUUUUAGGACCAUUUCCCAUAACCCAUUUUUCGAAAAAGCCGUAAUUCGGAACAUUUACUCGUACUUUGAUGGUCAAAGAAGUUACUUGGAUAGCAAUAAAUGUAUAAGGAAUAAAAAAAUUAUUCCGUAGAAAAUUUAAUUUACUAAUUCCUUAUGAAACUUUGAAGCCCAAUUUUUUAAAAUAAAUAUU
Topomyia yanbarensis is the source of this 1726-nucleotide messenger RNA. RefSeq lists its product as uncharacterized. The record is from RefSeq and is a predicted model, not a curated record. The coding region runs from base 193 to 912 and encodes 239 amino acids. Lineage: Eukaryota; Metazoa; Arthropoda; Insecta; Diptera; Culicidae. The transcript has 3 exons.